Cylicocyclus nassatus is the source of this 980-nucleotide messenger RNA. The record is from the annotation of a GenBank genome assembly. Lineage: Eukaryota; Metazoa; Nematoda; Chromadorea; Rhabditida; Strongylidae.
AUGAGGAUGAAAUACCAUUCAUCGAUACCAUUAUCGGACUUCGUCGCAGAAGUCAACCGGAACGUGGAAAACGCGGAAUUUGCUGCUAUGACUGGUGAACAAUUCAAGCGCUUGAUUUUCGUAAGCGCUCUAGAAGAUGACGAUUGUGUUGCACUACGAACCCAUGUACUGAAGAAAAUGAAAGCCGAACCGGACACAACUCUGAUGGAUCUACUGGAAGAGUGCGACUACUCGGAAUUGCAGUCUCACAUUGAAAUGAUCGGCAAAGCCAAGGUACCACAGGUCCAUGCGAUUCAGAGGGAUGAGAACCCGCAAGUCAACGCGAUGCAGCGAGGGGAGAUGCGGAAAUCGUCCACUGAUCAGAAGCCCAAAACAGAUUUACUUUGUCAACUCGUCUAUGUGAAGGACUACCGAACAGUUGAUAAAACUGCCUGGAUUCCUGGAGUAAUUUGCAAGCAAAUUGGCGAUGUCACAUACGAAGUAAAAGUUGAUCCUGGAAUCUGGAUCCGGCACGCUGACCAGAUCAAACCACGUGCAUCUAUGGACUCAACAGCUGAAGCCACAAAUGAUAGUUCUGACACGAUUCCCUCAAAACCAGCAACAUCAGCGCGGGCACAACUGGAUCAGGGAGAAACCACCGCGACACCUUCAACUAUAUCUCGCCCCACUCGAACCCGACGUCCACCAAGUCGUCUCAUAGGCUUGCCUUCCACGAAUAUUCCCAUCGAGGCCACGAGAUUACGUCAGUUGGACAAGAAUGAGAAUUUUCAACCUUACCUUCUUGUUACUUACCAUCUUAGUGAUCCUCUCUGUUGGUGAAUGCGGCAAAUUCAAAGACGUUCUGAGAAAAAUCCUAGAAAAGAUAGGAGGUGCGAUCAAGAAGGUUCCGGACGUUGCCGCAAAGGUUCCGGAAGUCCUUAAACAUGUGCAGGAAGCGAAGGCAAUAAUUGGACAAAUCAAAGGAAAUUGAUUUUGUGCGU